AUGUCAAUACUUAUCGUAUUAUGGUUUUUAAUUCAAUUAUUGAAUAAUGUAAAUUGCCAAAAUGUGCUCUUUAAGCCUACGCAGCGAUAUGGUCAUAGUUCUACAUUUAUUGAUGGUAAAUUAUAUAUCUUAAGUGGUCGAGAUGAUGCUGGUGCGGCAAGAAUUGGAAAAGAAUUUUUUUUUAUUGACUUUUCCGUUCCAUUUAAUACUCAAAAUGUAUUAAGUUAUGAUUUAUCAAGCAUUAAUGUAGUUCCAUCUCAUGUUUCUGCAGCAACCGUUAAGGGUGGUGCAAAUAAUAAAACCUUGAUUUUUUAUGGAGGAAUUCCUUAUAUUAAUAAUAAAGUAGCUAUGUCUCUGGUUUAUGCAUUUGAUACUCAAACUAAUUCAUGGGCACCAAAAAUAACUAGUGAUAAUCUCAUUAGAAAAGGUAGCCUAACAGGCAUCGUUGAUGAUAAUGGGAAGGCGUAUUUGUUCGGCGGAAUUUUUGUCGAAAAAACUUCUUUUAAUGAUAUGCUUAUUUUAGAUACAAUAAAUUUGAGUUGGAAAAUAGGAAAUUCAAGUAAUGCGCCUUCUCCAAGAAAUGCUUAUGGUGCAACUUUAUUAUCAAAUCACUUAAUUAUUUAUUUAGAUUUAACAAAUUACGAAUGGUAUAUUCCAAAAAUUUCUGGAACAAUUCCAGGUACCAGAUAUUGGCAUCAAGCAAAUGUAAUUGGAAAAUAUAUGGUCAUAUCAUUUG
Funneliformis geosporum is the source of this 736-nucleotide messenger RNA. The record is from the annotation of a GenBank genome assembly. NCBI's taxonomy places the organism in Eukaryota, Fungi, Glomeromycota, Glomeromycetes, Glomerales, Glomeraceae.